AUUCAAAUUUCACGUGUGGUACCGUUACUUGAAAAGAAAAGCCACUGGACUACCAAUACAUUCAUAAGGUUAUUUCGUUGUCUUCAACAGAAGAGAUUUUGAUCCCUCGUGUCCUCAACUGACCACUCUUAACUCCGGACAAACCUCAUUCGACAGCUCAAUUCUCUUUAAACUCUAUGAGCGAACUACGACAAAGGCAUUUGGCGGAGUCUUCUGCACCUCCAAAUGAAUUGGACCAAACUCCAACAACUGAUUCCGUAGACUGGAAGAAGGAUAAGGAAGACACGCUAUCAUAUGGAAAAACACCGGAUGGUAAAGUAUUCCGAGUCCCUGUAACGCACGACAUGCUGACAGCUGUAUUGGAUCCCCAAUCCAGUAAAACAUUUUUUGAUCUGUUUACACUGGCUAUCAUGGGAUUUGAGAUUGGUCUGUUCUUCAUACUGCCUAGUGGAUUCCGUCGAUACUUUUACAUGGUUAUUUUCAUCUUUUGGCGUUUGUCUUAUAACUUGGGGCUUGGUAUUCUACUCAAGUACCAAAGCGAAGAACGUGGACUUGUCAACCUAGCCAAAAAAUACAAAGUCUUUGAUGCAAAGAAAAACCCCAAGAUCCAUGCUUGGUUGAAGCACCAGUUCACCAGAAAGAUGGGGAAAGAUUAUGAUUUUGAAACCGCUCCAAUUGAAUUCAACACAUGGCUUCUUUACAGACAGUUGGUUGAUAUCAUUCUUAUGAAUGAUUUCACAUCCUAUCUCUGCUUUGCUCUCUCAUGGUUCAAUGCUACUCCUAAAGUGACCUUCUUUCUGUCAGAUCCACUAAGAUGGAUUGGUGGCCUGUUCUUGGUAGCCUUCAACAUUUGGGUCAAGGUUGACGCACAGAGAGUCGUCAAGGAUUUUGCUUGGUAUUGGGGUGAUUUCUUCUUCCUGAUAGAGCAAUCCCUUACAUUCGAUGGUGUGUUUGAAAUGGCUCCUCACCCUAUGUACUCGGUUGGGUACAUUGGUUAUUAUGGUUUAUCUCUUAUGUGCGCUAGCUACACUGUCCUCUAUGUCAGCUUGUUUGCUCAUGCUGCUCAAUUUGCGUUUUUGAUUUUCGUUGAGACUCCUCAUAUUGAAAAGACAUACAACCCCCCACCUGUUCCCACUCGUCGUUCGUCUUCUCCUAGCGAGAGUUCAGUCUCCGACACCGUGACAGAGACAGAUGAUGUUCCACAACAUUUGGAUCAAGCUGCCAACCGUGACUUCUAUAACAACUACUUCCGUCGUGAUUUGAUUGUGUUCAAGAACUUUGAUAUCUUCAGAUCCACGGAUUUCGCCUCCAUUUUGGUCAUGUUUUACGCUGCUUACAUGCCUCUUUUCGCUAUGAGUGGUAAUUCGGGCAUUACAUUUGCGAUUGCUCAAGCUUUGCUAUGGCGCGUGUUCCAUUCGUACAUCCUGGGUGCCUUACUCCAUCGUCAGUCUACGGGCAAGUUCAUCACUCGUCAUUUCCUCAAGUGGGGCGGUACCGUUCAGGAUGCUUAUAAUAAUUGGAAAAGUAUCUACAACUUGUCUCUGUGCAUGACUUACAUUACCUUCUUUAUCGCCUGUUGGAAAAUGUAUACCUUGCCUGAAGAUUGGACGUAUGGUAUGACUCUUCUCCGUCAUACUCUGGGCUUCGUUUUCAUUGGUUUCCACAUUUGGACUUCUGUCUCAAUUUAUGAAGUGUUGGGUGACUUUGGAUGGUUCUAUGGUGAUUUCUUCUUUGACGAUAAGCCUAUCGGUCUUGUUUACUCUGGAAUUUAUCGCUACCUCAACAACCCUGAGAAGAUUAUGGGACAUGCUGCCUUCUGGGGUAUGACCUUGAUGGCCAACAGUUGGAUUAUUUUCAUCCUCGCUCUGUUCUCUCAGAUUUCCAACUUUUUGUUCCUCAAUUACGUUGAAGGUCCUCACAUGAGAAAGCUUUAUGGAGACCAGAUUCGAAAGGAAGCUGGGUUAACAAAGACUCUUCGAUCGGCUGCCGUUGCUUUGCCAAAGUCUAUCCCAGACGAAUUCCGCCAAGAAGUUACCAAGAUGCUAAGGGACAAAUCAGAAAUCAAAGCUGCUUUGAGCACCACUAAAAGUGUUGAACGUAUUGUCAAAGAAACUGUCGAAAAGGUUGAACGCGUAGUGGAAGAAACAGCUGGUGCAGUUGGUGACAUGGUGGAAGCCGCAAGACCUAAAUUACAAGAAAUGGUGGCUGAUACCAAGAUUUUACUUGAAAACUCUACCUCUAGGCUGUUGAUUCCCAAAAUAACCAACGACUUGGAUGCAUAUGAUCUGAGCAAGUAUUCUAUUGAAUUCCACACCAAUCAAGCUGACAACAUCAGUUUCACAUUUGGCGAAGCUAUCUCCUUGAUAUGGCACGCUCCUCCCAAUCAUGGUGCCAAGGAUUGGAUUGGUGUGUACAAGAUUACUGCUAACAAGAGCAAGCAUGUUACAACCAUCAGCUCCAAAGGACUUUGGACCUGGAUCACUCCUCAUUUGGCCGAAACUUUUGAUAAUGGCUCACCGAUUCAAUCUCCUCGACAUACUGAAGGCACUGUCACAUUUAGAGGUGAUAGUUUGCCUUGGGAAAUCGGAAGCUAUGAAUUCAGAUACCAUCAUGAUGGCAAGCAUAACGUAAUGGCUCGCAGUCGUCCAUUCGACAUUGUUGCACCGGCGGCAGAAGCUAACAGCUUCGAAGCGCUACAGGAAGAAAUACUGCACAUCGUGAAGCAUGCCCUAGGUGACAAUCCUGAUAUAAUCCCACGGGACAUCAACGAAGAGUAUGUCUCCAUGCCUGAUGACAGCGCAAAAAGAGUUGUGUACGCCAUCCGCAUGAUUUAUGGUGUAGACUUUGCUUGGGAGGUGGUCGGCUCAGACAGAUGUGUGGCCUCUCUUUCCAAGCGAGUCAACCAGGCUCUUCGUGCCCUCUCUCCAUUUUCUGAGAGAACCAAACGGUUGUCCAUAGCAAACAAGGUUAGCAGCACACUAGGCGGUUCGUCGCCGGAUCGAUGCUCGCCCGUGGCUCGUGUAGAUGAGAUGAACUAAAAGAAAGACGACACCGAU
Umbelopsis ramanniana AG is the source of this 3056-nucleotide messenger RNA. RefSeq lists its product as uncharacterized. The coding region runs from base 177 to 3038 and encodes 953 amino acids. Lineage: Eukaryota; Fungi; Mucoromycota; Umbelopsidomycetes; Umbelopsidales; Umbelopsidaceae. Gene Ontology annotation, molecular function: phosphatidylethanolamine N-methyltransferase activity. The transcript has 8 exons. The record is from RefSeq and is a predicted model, not a curated record. Gene Ontology annotation, biological process: phosphatidylcholine biosynthetic process.